Molecule: messenger RNA, 1147 nt
Organism: Arachis ipaensis
Lineage: Eukaryota; Viridiplantae; Streptophyta; Magnoliopsida; Fabales; Fabaceae
Product: phosphopantothenoylcysteine decarboxylase HAL3a-like
Biological process (GO): coenzyme A biosynthetic process
Cellular component (GO): phosphopantothenoylcysteine decarboxylase complex
Molecular function (GO): phosphopantothenoylcysteine decarboxylase activity; FMN binding
Source: RefSeq, a predicted model, not a curated record
GAGUUAGGACGUUAGAGGCUUAACUUUUUCCCGUGGCUUUGGGCUUAAUUUGGGUUCAUUUGUAAUUUUCUAGGUUCAACGAAAAAUAAAAAUAAAAAUAAAUCCCGCGAUUAUAUUAGUAGGUUGUUCUCAGAAAAUUUAAAAAAAAGCGCGUGCUUGGAGUGGCUUAUUCUGAUUGUGAGUGCUGAAAAACUCAGAUAGAGAUUCUUCAUUCUUCAAAGAGAGCAAGCUCAUAAAGAUGUCUGUAAUUCCGCCUUCUACUCCAAGGAGAUUCGAAGCAACACAUGUCGCUCCAAGGAAGCCUCAAGUUCUGCUUGCUGCUUGCGGAUGUGUAGCUGCUGUAAAAUUUGAAGUCCUUUGCAAAUGUUUCUCACAGUGGGCGGAAGUAAGGGCAGUUGUCACGAAAGCCUCUCAGAAAUUUGUUACUGAAUUUCCCAAAGCUGUGCCUGUAUAUACUGAUGAGUAUGAAUUGCUUAGUUGGAGAAGAUUGGGUGAUCCAGUUCUUCAUAUUGAUCUUGCUAACUGGGCUGAAAUCAUGGUCAUUGCCCCAUUAUCAGCAGACACUCUUGCUAAGAUUGCUGGAGGGUUCAGUGACAAUUUGCUCACAUGUGUUGUAAGAGCUUGGGACUACAGCAAGCCACUCUUUGUUGCACCAUCCAUGGGAACUUCAACAUGGAAAAACCCUUUCACUGAUCAGCAUCUCGCUGCCAUUAAUGACCUUGGAAUGAAUGUCAUCCUCCCACAGAAGACAGCUUCGGGGCAUACCACCGGAGCCAUGGAUGAGCCUGAAAGUAUCUACUACAAUGUGAGGUUCUACUAUAAUGCAAAGAUGCAGAAGAAACCGGGGUAGGUUUGGCAUUUAUGUUGAGAAAUGCGGGUGUAAAUAUGGGAUAUUUUGCUUAUCAUUUCCAGGGUUGAUUCUUAUGGCCUCUUGAUCUUGUGUUGUUGCAUCAUUCUUUCUAUCAAUUUUUGUGUUAUCUCAUAUACAUACAUCAAGUGUGAUCAUAGUUGUUGUAUAUAGGGUUGGGACUCUGUAGUCUCUUCUGUUCCUGUUAGUGUAUAACUGUAUGUGUUUAGUUUGCAUCAUUAGGAAUGAAAUUGUAAAAUUCCUUUUGAUUCUUUGCAGUUCUAUAGAAUGACCUCAAAU